GUGAACGGAGGCAGGGAUGACGACAGAUGGCUCGUACAGCCCAAGGGAUUAUAUAUUAACACUGAGCAGCUCGGGAUCUGCCGCACUCCCUCACAGAGACGAGCCGGCUCCGUCAUCCAGCAGCGUGAUGCGAGAAACAGGAGCGCUGCAUCACAGCUCAGCCAACAUUUAAUAAAAGAAAAGGGUUUAACUCAUGAACGGAGGGAUUGAGAACAGUUUUCCUCCAGUGACCAUGGAGGUGUGGAGCUGCUCAGCGUCUGAGGAGGAGGAUGAGAAGAGCACGUCGAGUCUUGGGGACGAAAUAGUAGAGAAGGAUCUAAAAUGCCACAACAGGAAUAACAAUAACAACAACAAUGAAAGCCUUUGCAAGGAGGUGACACAAGUGCUGUGCUCAGACAGAGUGGGCCAGGUCACCAAGACGUAUCAUGACAUCAAGGCGGUCACCCACCUGCUGGAGGAGAAAGAGCGGGAUCUGGAGCUGGCAGCUCGAAUCGGCCAGUCGCUCCUGAAGCAAAACCAAGAACUAACGGCUCGAAAUGAAACGCUGGACGAGCAGCUUGAAAUCACAAAGGAGGAGAUCGCUCAACUUCGACACGAGCUCUCGAUGCGAGACGACCUCCUUCAGUUCUACGCGAGCGCCGAGGAGAUCGAAAACGCUCAGGCGCAUUCCUCCAUUAAAAGGAAUGAAUCCACCAGUUCUCUCAGCAACUUUGUCCAUUACGACUUCCUGCAGCAGAAACUGAAGAGUUUAGAGGAGGAGAACCGCAAACUCAGAUUAGAGGCCAAUGAGCUCUCAACAGAGACGACCAACUAUGAAGAGCAGGAGCAGGAGCUGAUGAUGGUGUGUGUGGAGGAGCUCUCGUCUGCAAACAAGCAGGUGGUGGACCUGUCUGAGGAGUUGGCUCGAAAAGUAGAGGACACUCUGCGACAGCAGGAGGAGAUCAGCUCCCUGCUCGCUCAGAUCGUUGACCUGCAGGCUCGCUGCAAAGGGCUUGCCGUUGAGAACGAGGAGCUGAACCAACACCUGAGUGGCUCCAGAGAAAACGAGACAAAACUGAAAUCAGAGCUCCAGGACUUGCAGGACAAGUACUUUGAGUGCGAGGACAUGCUCCACGAGGCACAAAAGGACAUAAAAAAUCUGCGAAACAAGAGUUUGCCCAACAGCACGGUGCAGAGGUACACUGCGCUGGCCUCUGUCCUCCCCAUGGACUCCCUGGCAGCAGAGAUCGAAGGAACCUUUCGCAAAGGUCUGGACUCCCCGACUCCCUCAGAGUACAAGAACCAUCCGUGGCGUGUGUUCGAAACGGUGAAGGUGGUGAACAAAGCUGGCAGGAUGCGCUCUCUGUGCCACUCACCGGGUCUGCCAGGCUCCAACCCUGUGUCGGCCCGUUCCAGCUGUGCCAGCACCCCCAGAACCAGCUACUACGGCUCUGACAACACCAGCAUUAACCUGGAGGACAAGCCCAGCUCCACCCCUGCUCCGAAGGAGGACAACAGUGUCAGCGGACCCAAACGCCUGGGCCAGCCAGGCACACCUGGUGGUCAGGACCUGGAGGCUGCUCUGCGCUGCCUCUCGGCCCGACAGCAGAACCACUCCUCGGACCGUCCGUUCUUUGACGUAGAGAGAGAACGUAAACUCAAAGCCUUGGUCGCAAACUGCAAAGAAGGAAACGGCUCCAGUGGCUUCCUGACGCCAAACGACAGCCUGGCCUCCAGCUCUGCUGCGUCCACAGGCACCAAUUACUCCAACGGGAGCUCACGGCACUCCUGUGGUUCUUCCGGAGGAUCCCGGUCCUACCUGCCCGACCGGCUGCAGAUUGUUAAACCUCUAGAAGGCUCGGUGACGCUGCACCACUGGCAACAGCUGGCCAAACCAAACCUGGGAGGGAUUCUCCACCCGCGUCCUGGAGUCCUGACUAAAGACUUUAAGGAGCUGGAGGUGGACGUACAGCACGUCUACAGCCUGAACGACCUGGAGGAGGACGAGCCUGACCUGUCUCAGUUCUCUGGAACUCGUGGAUUCGUUUCUCCAUCGGGCCCAAAUCUCCUUCAGACCUCCCCCUCACACACCACCACCCCCAGCAAAGUCCUCCAACCCUCCCCUCUCAUCCCCUCCUUCUCCAAUAGCCUUCGCUCUUUCAACUUGCCACCUUGUCGGAACUGUGAGCUCCUGAGUUCUUGGACCCCCUCCAACCUGCAGCACUUCACCACCACCUCCUCCUCCUCCUCCUCCACCUCCUCACUGGGCCUCCUGCAGCUGCUGCAGGAGCACAGCAUCUCAGCCUGUCCUCAUCCGCGUCACAGCAACGUUCACCACAGCCGCGGCGCCAAACCUCCACGCCCCGCCCUCAAAGACAAAGCCGGGGGUUGGCUGUCGGACAGAAACGGGAAGAGGAACGUCUUCAGCCUGAACCUGGUGGAGAAGCUGCAGAGCCUCGGGCUGCACAGGGUGGCAGCCUGGGGCAUGAAGAGCUGCGGCGACAGAGUCCAGCAUCCCCCGAAGGUGUGACGCGUUCACGGUCCCCCCCGCAGCACCUGUGAGAUCCCCGACCCACUGCAGCAGUCGUGUCUUAAACAAAAAGCCACAGAAUGUGUUGGAGCCAUACUUGACUCGGAGGCUGAGUACACUCGCACACA
Molecule: messenger RNA, 2637 nt
Organism: Nematolebias whitei (Rio pearlfish)
Lineage: Eukaryota; Metazoa; Chordata; Actinopteri; Cyprinodontiformes; Rivulidae
Product: trafficking kinesin-binding protein 1
Exons: 14
Coding region: 194-2509 (771 amino acids)
Biological process (GO): neurogenesis; anterograde axonal transport of mitochondrion; neurotrophin TRK receptor signaling pathway
Cellular component (GO): dendrite
Molecular function (GO): signaling receptor binding
Source: RefSeq, a predicted model, not a curated record